AUGACCUCUGAGGCUUUCAAACUGAAAGGCCUCUCUGAACAAGUUCACAAUGACUUUAUCAGAGAUGCUGGAGAAAGGCUGCAGGCACGAAUGGUCAGAGAGGCAGAGGAAAAGGCCAUAAGAGAAGCAGAGGAGAAGGCUCGUCUGGAAGAAGAGCAAAGGGUUAGAGAAGCUGCAGAGAAGGUUGCUGUUGCUGCUGAAGCAAAAGCAAAAGCUGACACUGAAGAGGCAGCACACAUAGAUGCAGAAGAAGCUGCAAAGGCUAGCAAUGAUGCUAUGGCUCAGGGGGAGCAAUCAAACUCUGAUUUCUCUCCUCUAGUCCUGAAGACUCUGGAAGAGCUGCAGAAGGAGCAACAGAUAGUGCGAGUAAGAAUGGAUCGCCAGGACUCCGUCAACAAUAAUAUUCAAAACCUGCUGACUCAGCUUCUCCAAAGGAUGCCUCCGCCUCCAAACCCUUAG
Messenger RNA from Lathyrus oleraceus (garden pea), 459 nucleotides. RefSeq names its product eukaryotic translation initiation factor 4 gamma-like. The transcript has a single exon. NCBI's taxonomy places the organism in Eukaryota, Viridiplantae, Streptophyta, Magnoliopsida, Fabales, Fabaceae. Bases 1 to 459 code for a protein of 152 amino acids. The record is from RefSeq and is a predicted model, not a curated record.